AUGGAUUUGAUUUCUGGAGAUGAAAACCUUAGUUCAUCACCAGAUUGGAGUGAGUUACCUUAUAAUACAAUUAUUAAUUUGUUUUCUAUGCUGACUUAUCGCGACCGAGCUAGUUUGUCAUCUGUUUGUCGAAGAUGGCGGUCUUUAGGCGCUUCUCCAUGUUUAUGGCAAUCACUCGAUCUUCGAUCACACAAAUUAGAUAUCUCAACGGCUAAUUCGCUUUCGAAUAGGUGUGGCUCUCUUCAAAAACUCUGGUUUGAAGGUAUUGAGUCUGAGGAGGUUAUAAUUAGUCUCAAAGCCAAUAAUUUAGUUGAGUUAAACACUAACUUCAGUGAUUAUAAUUAUGCUUUCAAUGUUGAUGUUACUUUAUCAAUUAUUGUAGCUAGGCAUGAGAUGCUUGAAACCAUCCAACUCGGUCCACAAUGGGGUAGACAUAUUAAUUGUGAUGGAAUCAAAGCAAUUGGUUUAUGCUGUCCCAAUCUUAAGAAACUUUGGCUUUAUAGUGUUAAUUACAUUAGGUCAGAAGCCAUUCAUACUCUAGCUAGCAAUUGUCAACGUUUGAUAAAUGUCGCCUUCAUGGAUUGUUCGGGGUUAGAUUUUGAAGCGCUGACGAAUAUAGUUUCGGUUCGAUUUCUUUCUCUUGCUGGAUCAGAUAAACUGGAGUCAGAUGAAGUUAUUGAGCAGUUGAUUAAGUUUCCAAACUUGAUAGCUUUGGAUGUUUCUAGAACAAAAAUUAAUUCAAGGGGUAUUUCUAAGUUACUCUCCUGUUCCCUUACAUUAAAAGUUUUGUGUGCUAUAAAAUGUCAAGCUCUUGAAAAUGAUACCAAUUUUAACCCUAACAAUGUCAUGGGUAUAGAGUUGAUAACCAUGUUGACUCGCGUACCCGUACCUAUGUCGUUGUCUCCGGCUCUUAACCAUGAAGAUAAUGUUAUGGCAUGGAUUGAACAAGUCUUAUCGCAUUCAAUCAUUCAAAUAAUUGAAUCAACACUUUCACAAGUUGGAUUUUUUUGGGACAACCAAGGAGCACAUUUAGUGACCUAUUUAUUAAAAAGUUCACAAGAAGAUGUCCAAGAGAGAGCAAUUAGAGUACUUGCAAAAUUCUUGAUUAUUGAUGAAGAAGAAAAAUCAUUAUAUAUUGGUCGAUCAAAUGCAAUUGUAGACGGCGGUGGAAUAAAAUUUCUUUUAAAUUUAGGGAAAUCGUCUAACGAGAAUGUGCAAAUAGAUGUGGCUAAGGUGAUAUUUAUUUUGGGUUGGGAUUACACAAUUUCAAGUGUAAUUGGAAAAGAAAGAGGUAUACAAGUUUGUUUUAACAUGGUUAAUUCAAGAAAUAAAAUAGUAGUUGAAGAGACUACUAGAGCACUAAAGAGUUUGUCUGAACUUGAUGCAAAUAAGAAAAAUGUUGCUGAAACAUUAGCAAACAUGGCAUCUGAUGAAAAAAUAAGCACUGAGAUUAUUAAAAAUGGUGGUUUAAAGGCACUUUCAAUCCUUACUCAGGAGUGCAUGUCUAGUUCAGUGUUGGAAAAGGCUGUUCUGGCAUUUGCUAAUUUGGCGGGAAUUGGGUAUUCGAAUUGUGAAAACAUAGAACUAGAACAUGGUCUCUUUCAAAGACUCGAACAACUCAUCCUCUCGCCCCUCGAUAAUGUGAGACAAGAAGCUGCUAUUGUACUUUGGAACUUGUCUUCUAAUGAAAAUAUUCUAGGAUUAAUUCAAACACAUGAUUUACUUGGAGCUUUGUGGGAUCAAUAUAGUUGGUGGAUAUGA
Messenger RNA from Impatiens glandulifera, 1761 nucleotides. RefSeq names its product protein ARABIDILLO 2-like. The transcript is spliced from 6 exons. The coding region runs from base 1 to 1761 and encodes 586 amino acids. Gene Ontology annotation, molecular function: protein binding. The record is from RefSeq and is a predicted model, not a curated record. Lineage: Eukaryota; Viridiplantae; Streptophyta; Magnoliopsida; Ericales; Balsaminaceae.